AUGGGCAGCUACCUGGGCAAAGCAGAGUCCUCGCCGCGGUCCCCAGCACAGGGGCGCACAGACGCACGGGAGAAGCCUGCGACCCGCCGACCAGCUAGACCCCUCUACCAGGUCCACCGGGUGCAGCAUGUCCACCGCGCCCAGCCCGCCCGGCGACACAGGCCGGCCCGGAGGCCGCCAAACUGGGAUCCAGCCAAUCCCGCCGCCUUCGUCAGUGAAGCCUGGAGGCGCUUUCCCAUGAAGAGGCCGCAGAACCCCAUCAUGGGCUCUCUUCCUUCAGACUGGUGGGAAAGCUACCUCAAGCGUAAUAUUUGGUCUCUUCGUCACCCUAGGGCCACAUGGAGUCCAGUGACAGUCAAGAUCUCGCCUCCGGAGCGAAGACCACACCCCUUGUUUUCAGCCUCAAAAGCGGUAAACUCCGCGGGACCCUCAGAGGAGCCACCAGGAGGGUAUGGGAAAGACCCUGUGCUGAAGGCCCUCCUCGAGUGCAGGAAGGGGAGAGGUCGGUGGGAAGAACCACUGUUCCCUGACAGCUCGGACAGUAAAAGGAAUUCCGCCACUCCUUGGUCCGCCUUUAAGCCCCUGUUGAAAAGUGGGGCCACUGUUACAUUUGUGGCCAGGCCUGGGUCUCUGAAACGGAGCCUCCACGCCCAGAGCUCAGAUCAUAAACGUAAGAAGUCCAGUUGCUCCUCCGUGGCCAUCUUGGCUAACAUAUGCACACGCGGUCCUCCCAGCACUAAAAGAAAUGCUAUUACCAGCUCUUACAGUUCUUCCAGAUAUCUCUCAGAGUCCUGGAAGAGACAUUUCUCCAGGACAUCGGUCCAGACUCCAGAAUGGCCACUGAAAAAGACAGGGAAAAGUCCUAUUUCUCACCCCUUAGUUACACCCAGCAAUUCUUGGCAGCCGAACGGGGAGAUUCCUCCACUGCAAUCUGGUCCUAGCGACCUGCUGACCACACCUUGCCAGCAAGACUGUGUUGUCACUGAAGCGGACCCUACCUUAGAGAGGCAAGCUGGGCCAAGCAACCAAACCACAGAAGCUACAACUGCGACCGUCGCAGAUGCCAUUCCUGAGACCAGGGCUGGUAUUCGGCCUCCCUUGUCUUUCAGUCCGCCUUCUUCUGAGUCAGUUCUCAGUACCCACAUGAGUCCUCAGCUGGAAAGCUCAAAGAACAUGCCUGUCCCACAUGGGUGCUCACAGUUAGAGCACCUUCAAGGCAUCUCUUCAGACUCAAAACCCUCCACUGCUUCCAUCCAGGUGUCGCCAAGCUCUCCCACAUCACCAGUCAGUGAUUCCAACUGGCCAUCUUCAGUCCCUCAGGCUUACAGGAAAAAGGGUCUUUUUGGAAGAUGGAGCUGGACUUCAGAGACCAAGAAAGCUGUCUUCAGUGGGGACAAGUCUCUUCUGUGACCCUCUGCAAUGACACCAAGAAGAAUACAUGCCUUUCUGUUAUUUCUCUAUUCAACUUCCUUUAAUGUAUUAUCUUGAGUAGGUGGACAAGUCCAGUAGACCAGAGACAACAUCCUGGAGUCCCUGGAUAAUAAAUAAAAAGAGCCAGACUAUUCUGGGGCAUUAAUGGGGUAGGGAGGGGGCUAAGACUUUUAACAUUCUGGGUAAUGACGCCCAUUUACAAAUACACAAAUAUGAUGAAACAGGCACCAAACAACCUCCCUCUCUUCCUCUUCCCCUCUCUCCCCCUCCCCUUCUCUUUCUCCUCUCAUGUAUGUAUUGCUUUAUAGUUAUUUUAUUUAACUGUUCAUUAAAUUUGAUAAUUUUUGA
Molecule: messenger RNA, 1779 nt
Organism: Cricetulus griseus (Chinese hamster)
Lineage: Eukaryota; Metazoa; Chordata; Mammalia; Rodentia; Cricetidae
Source: RefSeq, a predicted model, not a curated record